AUGGCAGACGGAUUCAGUGCUCUUCCUCCGCCUAUAGACGAUACGGAAAAACAUAAGAAGGCCUCCUGUGGAACAGCUUCCAAUCGAUACUUCGAUGAUAUCAUUCCAAUGGGCGAGUAUGAGGUUCGUGAAGCAUUAAUGAGCGAAGUAAAACGACAUCGAUGUUGGAAAGCAACUGCUGUCAAGAAAAUGCAAUUUGAUCAACUGGAAAUGCAAAGUUGUCUUCAGUAUUCGCUUGAAUCAUUUACGGAAGCUCGUUCGACGUCAGAUGCAACUGAAGCUGUUUCGCUCGGUGCUUAUUUAGACGCAGAUGCUUUACGAUCUAUGUCUGCAUUUAACAAUCCAUGGGAUUAUGAAGUUCUACCUUCAAAUUUGUUUGUUGAUCAGGUACGGGUAUUAGAGAUGCCUGGAACAAGCAUUAUCAAUACAUGCUCUGCAUGUAAUUCCGAAGGUACCGUACAUUGCUUUCACUGUCGAGGAUACGGAACAGACAAAUGCAACUUCUGUCGUGGAACUGGCAUGAAAUCUGGUGUUGCUCAUCCAGCUGUAUACACUCAUCCAAUGGUUGCCACCUUUCCUCAUGCUGAUCUAUCGAGAGGCUAUGCAUCAUCAUCUACAGCAAUGGUUCGACAAACUGGUGGAUCAGCAUAUGGUAUUGGCACCCCAAUGCAUUUCAUGUCGAAAACAGGAGUUCCGCCACCAGGAAUAGGAACGCAUGAUUUAUGUUAUAUGUGCCAUGGACGAGGUGUCAAAGAAUGCCAUCAUUGCAAAGGUGGUGGAAAGAAACCAUGCAAUGCUUGUAAUGGUAGUGGAAGUGUUCGCAACUAUACACGCUUAAAAGUAUACUUUAAAACUGAAAGGUCAGAACACUAUACAGAGUGCGAUGUGCCGGCUCGGUUAUUAGCUCAAUCAGAAGGAAAAGAACUGUUUGGAGAAGAAAUGCCAUAUGUAUUACCUAUAACAAAGUAUCCAAUUAAUGAAAUAAAUGAGAAAAGCAAGCAGUACUGUGCUCAACAUCUACAGAAGUGCAUGGGAGUAUGUCGAGUGAUAAGGCAACGGCACUCAUUAACUGCUAUCCCCGUAUGCAAAGUGAAUUACACAAUGGGUGCAUGUAAAGGUGUUUUCUAUGUAUACGGAACUCAACGUCACUGUUAUGUUCCCAAAUUCCCAUCUAAAUGUUCUAUUCUAUAG
Auanema sp. JU1783 is the source of this 1191-nucleotide messenger RNA. The record is from the annotation of a GenBank genome assembly. NCBI's taxonomy places the organism in Eukaryota, Metazoa, Nematoda, Chromadorea, Rhabditida, Rhabditidae.